AAACUUUUGCUACCCAUUCAAUAUUGGGCUUGGGCUGCUCCAACUUCUGAUUUGUAGAAGAACCCAUGAAUCAAUCCAUGUCCACAAAACCUCCCACGUGAAAGGUAAAUCAAUGGCAACCAAGGAAGAAGAUAAUGGUGGAGUCGUGUCAUUUUCUCGUUCGCAGCUGCUCCUCUGCUCUUCUUCCCGCUCAGAGCUUCCCGAUCGAAGUUCAUUCACUAAACAAGACCCAAAUCCUAUAUGUUGCAAUGCAAAGACAGAACCAGAAUGUACUGAAAUGUAAAGCAUUACUCAGUGUUGGAAAGCUCGAAUCGAGAAUAAUACCCAUUUCAAUUCCCUUCUGGUUGUCUGAAAACCCGCAUGUUCGAUUGUCGAUUACAAGGCCCGAAGCUCCACCAUAUCUGAGUAUCAGACAUGAAUUGAUGUUCAAGAGUAAACCCAGAGUUGCUGCUGGAAAUCAGGGGGGGUUGUCCGACGAAGACGAUGAUCUUUGCCCUGUAGAAUGUGUGAGGGAGUUCAAGACGGAUGAAGAGUUCAUCAGAAUUCUAGAGAGGGCGAAGGAAAGUGGAGCGCUGGUGGUUGUGGACUUUUAUCGAACAUCUUGUGGGAGUUGCAAGUACAUAGAACAAGGGUUUGCGAAAUUGUGCAGGGGAUCUGGAGAUCAAGAGGCUCCGGUUAUCUUCUUGAAGCACAAUGUCGUUGAUGAAUAUGAUGAACAAUCUGAGGUUGCUGAACGACUGAGGAUCAAGACAGUGCCACUGUUCCACUUUUAUAAAGAUGGUGUGUUAUUAGAAGCAUUUCCCACUAGAGAUAAAGAGAGGAUUCUUGCAGCCAUAACCAAAUAUUCAUCCACUGCUCUUCAAUUAUGAUUUUAUCUUUGUUCUUCUACACAAAACCUUAUAAUAUUACCAAACAAACCCAAAAUUCUGAUACCAAACUCCAUCCGUCCCUUCGUAUGAUAUGAGUUCUUCGAACUAUGUUCUUGAUGAAUAUAUUUGUUGUGAAUUGUCACGAAGAUUUAGUCCAUGAAUCCUGGAUUCAUGGAUGCCUUUGGUACA
This is a messenger RNA of Cucurbita moschata (crookneck pumpkin), 1058 nucleotides long. RefSeq names its product thioredoxin-like 4, chloroplastic. The coding region runs from base 135 to 869 and encodes 244 amino acids. Gene Ontology annotation, cellular component: chloroplast. NCBI's taxonomy places the organism in Eukaryota, Viridiplantae, Streptophyta, Magnoliopsida, Cucurbitales, Cucurbitaceae. The transcript has 4 exons. The record is from RefSeq and is a predicted model, not a curated record.